Molecule: messenger RNA, 1235 nt
Organism: Parathielavia appendiculata
Lineage: Eukaryota; Fungi; Ascomycota; Sordariomycetes; Sordariales; Chaetomiaceae
Exons: 2
Coding region: 198-1235 (345 amino acids)
Source: RefSeq, a predicted model, not a curated record
AAUGAGCACUUAAACCGCCCUCCUCGAACGCUGAGACUGAAUCAGCAGGACUUCUACCCAGGGGGGUGGACCUCGACAAACAUAACAGAGCUCCGACCUGCGAUAGACCAAUCGAACCAUGUCACCGCAAUUGUCAUGCCUGGGAAGAGAUCAGGUCCCAAUUCAACGCCUCGGAGGAUUCAACGUGGACCGUUGCUAUGCUUGCGACGGAGGAUGACUGUCUUGGGAUCGAUUUCAAUCCCCUCACCCCAGCAGUUUCCCAGGUUAUGCGCUCAUCCACGGAGGCCAUAGCGGCAGCCAUCGAGUCCACUGUCCGCGCUCUCAUUGAGGAGCAUCGCCAGGACAUCUUUGCUAACCCUGAGCUUUUGGUGUGGCUGUACGUGGGACCGUUUCUUGGAGCCGCUGCAUGCCACAUCGAACUACUGUACUUCGCCGCGAAUGGAGCGUCUUCUACGAGCCGCAUGCCAACACGUCUGCGGCAUACGGCGGUGCCGCACAUCGCGACAUGGUCAGGAGACGCGCCAGAGAAUACGUCAAACCAUAUGCGCUAUAUCAACACGUCGCUGGAGAAUGUGAGACGUCUCAACCAAACCAACCCCUGGCGGCGUGCAAACAACGCAUCCACUUCGGAGCAUCUCAUCGCCGAUCUGGAGCACUUCGCCGGCGAUCUGGGAAAGUUGAAGAGCGCCAGUGGUCAGUGCUUCAGGCCGCAAGUGAGCAAGAAGUCGCUUCAAGAAGCGCGCGUGUCAAUGCGAGAGGCCAGGGACUUGAAGUGGCUGUCCUAUUCCUAUUUGGGCUUCAUUUUCGUGCCGCUCAGUCUCCCGAGCUCCUACUUCAGCAUGCAAAUCGAGCCUCUUGGCAACACAGCACCAUUGUGGGUAUUCAUCGUCACGGCUCUGGCAAUUCUGGCCUUCUCAAUCAGCAUUAUGUUCCUGACGAGUUCAGCGAGGUUGAGAAGAUGGUGGGAAGGUCUGAAAGACGAUGUGUGGAAUCUGGCACAUGGCGGUGUUGGGAACAGCGUCCUGAGUAUCCACCCGAGAGAAUCUUGGGAGCUGGAUGGGAUAACGAAAGUCGCGAGACUGAGAAACCGCUCGUACCUCAUGUCCUUGAGCAGACGCUCCUCCAUAACAAAACUUAGUUGCCAGCAGCCACUAUCGCGGAAGUCUCGCGGACCGGCUGCGCUCAAGCAGGCGGCGUACAACAGGAUUCGGUGGAGUCACGACUGCAGCGCUUGA